Petromyzon marinus (sea lamprey) is the source of this 5839-nucleotide messenger RNA. Its product is annotated as neuroligin-3-like. Gene Ontology annotation, molecular function: neurexin family protein binding. Gene Ontology annotation, cellular component: membrane. Lineage: Eukaryota; Metazoa; Chordata; Hyperoartia; Petromyzontiformes; Petromyzontidae. The record is from RefSeq and is a predicted model, not a curated record.
GGAGAAGAUGGGGGCAGGGUGAAGGAGAUUGGCAUCACGGGUUGUGAAUGCAGCUCAAAAUCCCCCAGCCACCCAGCCGGAUUGACCCUGGCCGGAUCCACGGAGCCCGAGUCCCGCGUUGUGUUCACGGUGCGUGGCGACGCUGAUCGUGCGACAUUUCUUUGGAGAUUUCGAGAAAAAAAGGAAAACAAAACAAACAAAAAUAAUCGCUACAAAAAAAAGCCAAGAUAAUUUAUGACAGCGGUUUCUGCCAAGGAGUGGCCGCAUUGCUGGACUAAUUUCAUCGUUCCGAGUGGCGAGUGAGGGCUUUUGAAAGGCGCGCCUGGGCAAUGGCGAAGGAUCGAUGUGGUGGCGGCUCUGGGAGGAUGUACGAGGCGGCGUCGUGAGCGAGUAGAUAUCGACGGAUUGUAAAAUAAAACCACAACUUGCAUCGAGAGAAAAUUGGGAAUUGACCAUCUCUGUGGUGCCGCGCGAAGACAACGCGAUUGUGGGACGACGUGGAAGACUCGAGGGAGCGAGCGACCGAGAGAGAGAGAGAGAGCCAUCGGACGUAAUUGCACACAAGCUCGACAUUCCUGCUCCCUCUCCCCGCCAGCCAGCAAGCCAAGGCGGCCAUCCCUCGUCAGUGAGCCAUCCAUCCCCUCGCUAUUGUUCCUCUCAAGAUGUGUCGCUCGCGUGGAAGCGGCGGAGGAGGAGUUACUGAAGCGACGGAGCGAGGUUUCCUGCUGCGCUCUCUUGCGAACCGCGUUACUCCCGCUCCAACAACUUCAUCAUCAUCAGCAGCAGUAGCAGCAGCAGCAACAUCAUCAUCAGCAGCAGCAACAUCAGCAUCAGCAGCGUGGCGUUCCAUUUCUCCUCGCGGCAUGCUUGGACGAUGCAUGCCGCCGCCGCUGCUGCCGCUGCUGUUGCUGGCGUGGGCGGUCGUGGCCGAUGCGGGUGCCACGUACCCGACCAUCAGCACGACGUCAGGAAAGCUGCGCGGGGUGCGAAUCGUCCUCAACAACGAGAUCCUGGGGCCCGUGGACCAGUUCCUGGGGGUGCCCUACGCCGCGGCCCCCGUGGCCGAGCGACGCUUCCAGCCGCCAGAGCCCCCCAAACCGUGGCAGGGAGUACGCAACGCGACGCUCUUCGCGCCCGUGUGCCCGCAAAUCAUUCGCAGCGACCACCCGGAGGUGAUGCUGCCCGUGUGGUUUACGGCCAACAUGGACGUGGUGAUGCCCUACCUGGAGGAGCAGAACGAGGACUGCCUCUACAUGAACAUCUACGUGCCCACGGAGGACGUCAAACGAAUAUCCAAGGAAUGCGCAAGAAAGCCGGGCAAGAAAAUAUGUAGGAAAGGAGGAGCGAACUCAAAGAAAAAUGCCGAUGAUUUAGCAGCUAUUGAUGGUGACGAAGAUGAAGACGUCCGCAACUCGGGGCCCAAAGCGGUGCUGGUCUACGUGCACGGCGGCUCCUACAUGGAGGGCACUGGAAACCUGCUGGAUGGCAGCGUGCUGGCCAGCUACGGGAACGUUAUCGUCAUCACCGUCAACUAUCGCCUCGGCGUUCUAGGGUUUCUCAGCACUGGCGACCAGGCAGCCAAAGGGAAUUACGGGCUGCUAGAUCAGAUCCAGGCCCUGCGCUGGAUCAGCGAGAACAUUGGAUUUUUCGGGGGCGACCCGCUCCGCAUUACAGUGUUCGGUUCAGGCGCGGGUGCGUCCUGCGUCAAUCUCCUUACCCUGUCCCAUCACUCUGAAGGUAACCGAUGGAGCAAUUCCACCAAAGGGCUUUUCCAGCGAGCCAUAACGCAGAGUGGCACGGCGCUGUCGAGUUGGGCCAUCAACUACCAGCCCGUCAAGUACACCCGCUUGCUGGCCGAAAACGUCAACUGCAACAUGCUGGACACGCAGGACGUGGUGGAGUGCCUACGCUCGCGCUCGUUCCGUGAGCUCGUGAACCAGGACAUCAAGCCGAUGCGCUACCACGUGGCCUUCGGGCCCGUCAUCGACGGCGACGUCAUCCCCGACGACCCGCAGAUCCUCAUGGAGCAGGGCGAGUUCCUCAACUACGACGUGAUGCUUGGCAUCAACCAGGGUGAGGGCCUCAAGUUCGUCGAGAGCAUGGUGGACAUCGACGACGGCGUCUCGGCGGCAAACUUCGACAACAUCGUCUCCAACUUCGUGGACAACCUGUACGGCUACCCCGAGGGCAAGGACGAGCUGCGGGCCACCAUCAAGUUCAUGUACACAGACUGGGCGGACCGCAACAACGCGGAGACGCGCCGCAAGACGCUGGUGGCCCUCUUCACAGACCACCAGUGGGUGGCGCCCGCCAUGGCCACGGCCGACCUGCACGCGCAGUACGGCUCGCCCACCUACGUCUACGCCUUCUACCACCACUGCCAGAGCGAGAUGAAGCCCGCGUGGGCCGACGCGGCGCACGGCGACGAGACCCCGUACGUGUUCGGCGUGCCCAUGGUGGGCCCCACCUUGCUCUUCCCGUGCAACUUCUCAAAGAACGACGUCAUGCUGAGCGCCGUCGUCAUGACCUACUGGACCAACUUCGCCAAGACCGGGGACCCGAACGCGCCGGUGCCGCAGGACACCAAGUUCAUCCACAACAAGCCCAACCGCUACGAGGAGAUGGCCUGGUCCAAGUACUCCCCCAAGGACCAGCACUACUUGCACAUCGGCCUGAAGCCACGCGUGCGCGAGCACUACCGCGCCACCAAGGUGGCCUUCUGGCUCGAGCUGGUGCCGCACCUGCACAACCUGCACGACAUGUUCCAGUACACCAGCACCACCACCAAGGCGCCCUCGCCCUACGCCACGCCGGCCUCCUCCUCCUCCUCUUCCGCCGGGGGAGCUCCCCGCCGCUCGGGGACGCGGCCCUCGUGGUCGGUGACGACCCGCCGGCCCGCCGCCGCCGUCGCCUCGUCCGCGGCGGCGCCCGGGAAGGGCCGCGGGCAGGACGACGGCGCGAAGAAGGGCGGAGACGCGCGGGGCCCCGCCGACGCCUCCAGCGUCCUCGUCGAGGACCAGCGAGACUACUCGACGGAGCUGAGCGUCACCAUCGCCGUGGGCGCCUCGCUGCUCUUCCUCAACGUGCUGGCCUUCGCCGCGCUCUACUACCGCCGGGACAAGAGCCGGCACGGCGCCUACCGCCGGCAGAGCCCCGAGCGCGGGUGCGGACCCGAGCGGCCGGUGGGCGCCGGCGAGCGGAUGGGUCGCGGCAACCGCGACGAGGAGGUCAUGACGCUGCAGAUGAAGCAGCAGCAGCAGCAGCAGCAGCAGCUCGGCGGCGUGGAGAGCGAGGAGCACACCUGCGACUUCCCGUGCGUGGCCCUGGACUCGCUGCGGCCCAACGUGGCGGGCGGGCCCGAGUGCGACUACGCGCUCGCCAUGCGGCGUUCGCCCGACGACAUUCCGCUCAUGACCCCCAACACCAUCACGCUCAUCCCGAGCGCCAUGCAGCCGAUGCACGCCUUCGGCGGAUUCGCUGUCAUGAACAGCGCCACUCUGCCCCACGCGCACUCCACCACCCGCGUCUAGCCGCGAGCCGCCGGACUCUGCCUUUUGCAACUCUCGCUACGAAGACUGGCUAACCUGGUGGUCACAAAACAAUGUACAGAGAGACACGAAUGUGCCAAGACCUUUUGAUGUGCGGAACAACGAACGGUCUUUAUUGAAGUGAUUUUACUCCUAUUCUCAUUUCCCCCCGAUAGCUGCUGUUACCUUGCCAGGCGCGACCGGCGUAUGAAGAUGUCCUUUGUUUGGUUUUAUACAGCAAUAAAACUUUUUCGUAAAAUCUUACCACCCCCCCCCCGCCCGCCCGCCUUCCUCCCCUCUGCUAAUUUUAUACCCUGUAUACAAAAACAAAUCCGUUAUGAAAGACUAUAUGAAUAAUAAAUAAAUGCUUGGAGCAGACUGUAAUCUAUCAACAAAACGAAACAUGACAAUUAUUAAAGUAGUAGAAUAAGCGAGCGCGCAUAAGAGAGAGAGAGAGAGUGUGUGUUGUAUAUGCGGCGUGCGUAUAGACUACACGCAGUCAGCAUAUGCGGUAUAUGUAAGUGUGUGUAUAUAAAACAUUAUACAUAGCGUACAUUAUUAGCAUAUAGUAUAUAAAUAUAACAGCACAGUAAGUUUUCUUUAAAUGCACUUGGCUAGGAUUUAUGCCAAAUUGACCUUCAAGUGCUCUGUCAAAACAAAACCCAGACCAGUAGGCGUACUGUGGCAUUGCUAGCGAAGUGAAUCAAUGGUUUCGUCAUAAUAUCAGCUCCAUUGUCUGUCCUUGUACAAUGGACUCCACUGCUAUAAAUGUAUAUUAUUUUUCCUUUAUCAUUCUGUUGAGUGUACAGUGAAUAAGUGAUUCUUACGAACAAAACAAAAUAAAUAUGUAUAGUAUAUGUGUGUGUUGUGUUGUGUACCUGGGGCAGUCACACACGACGAUGCUUUGUUACGAAAGCGAUUCACGAUAUCAGUCUGAUAAUUCCCAACGUCGGCGAUGUGUAAAAGUUAAGCAAUUUAACAUUUUCUAAGACUAACAGCUUCUUGGGGAAUACAAUGAAAUAAACACUUUUACAAUCAAAAACAUUCAAUUUACAAACAAGCCAUGUUAAGUCGGGACCGUAGUAGCUAGAUUUCUUUUUUUCAUAUCGUCAAAGAGAGCUUUUAAAAAAUAUGAAAGUUAUAGCAGUAAAAAUAUCUGCCAGUGGGGGGGGGGGGAAGCUCCUUCUGCUGGGAGCGGUACUGUCCCGUUGACGUGGGGCAGUGAAUGGAAUAAAACCAAACACGAGGCUCCAACACCUUCGCCAGGUUUAGUUUUCUUACGCCCGAUGCUACCCUUGUUUAGACCACUCCUGUGUCGCGCGCAAUCGCGUGCAGAAAAGGCGACAACGCAUCGAAGGUGCGGCCCGCAGACAGCACAACUCCCAUCAUGCCUUGCACGUCGCAACAAUGCUCUCAGCCGUGUCCAGACCACCUACCCUCUCCCCUAAAAGAGCCGCCCGGUAAAUGUGCAAUGUCGGGCCAACGUUGACCCGACGAUGUCCCGUGUUCACCGGGUGAGCCUGUGGCCGCCGUGUUGUUAUUACUGUUGAGGCCGCAGACGUGGAGGUCGCAUGGCAUGCAGGGCACGAUGGGAGUCGUGCCUUUCUGCUGUUUGUGAGCAGCGCGCCUUUUGCUUGUCGCGAUUUCUCUUUGUUUCCAGCCUGCACGCGUUCUCCUGUUGGGAUAAUGUGGGUUUGACUCAUCACUGACGGCAAAGUGUUGGGUUUGCGACGAGAUGGUAUCAACUCAAUAUUGUCCACAGCACUGUGUUUUUGUUGACGCGUGUUGCUCGCCGAGCCAAGGAUGAUGAGGUGUUUUGUCAUGAUUGUCAACAAAGCUCUGCUUGCAGCCGACUGAUUAUUUCUCACCAUGUAAAAUUGUUAUAUCCUGUACUUUUAUUUCGUUACAGUAUUUGUUUUCAGGGAUGAAAGACAAAUGGUUAAUUACAUGUUGAUCUUUUUUCUUUAUGGAUUACAUGGAUGUAAGUGAUUUGCUAACGCUGCUUAGUGUAUAAAGCUAAUAAACAUGAAGUGACAACGCUUAAUAUAACUCUUUAUUGUGUAUUGGGCUCUUAGGGACCGUGUAGGGUUACUUUUCAUGUACUUAGAGCCGUUAUUCUUUACAGUGUUAAACUUUAGUGAGUGCGGUGCAAUGCUAUGUUGUGUUACAGUUACUUUCCCAUAGUCUACAGUCAUUUUAAAGUGACCAUCUUAAUUAUAUCACAAUAAAUGCUUUGUUGCUCACCCAUAAAUUGCCCAAUGUGCUAUAAGAAAAGAAACUGUCUAUAAUGAAUAAAAAGCUAUCAUACACAA